AUGACAGGAUUCGUGUUUUGCUGCGCGGUGUACAUGGACAGAAGCAGCGCGCUCCGAGGUCCCUCCUCCUGCAGUCCCAGUCUAUUGACAAAGAGUCUUUCUGCGGAGCCUUCCUGUUCCCCCUGCAGCCACCAGGGGGUAUUGGAUGCAGAGCUUACCCAGACGCUGAGUACUGACCCAGGGCCUCAGUCCGGCUUGGGACCCCUGGAUGCCGUGGAAGUGCUGGAGCCUCAUCCUCUGGGCCCACCGGGCCGCUGCUGCUUCACCAACACAGUGAAUGAGGGUGGACCAUCAGAACCAGAGGGAGGCACUGCAGCACCUCCCCCCAGCAGGAGCAGGCCACCGGUAACUGGACCCAAACCACAAGUUCCGCCAAAGCCCCCCCACCUCCAGCAGCAUGCAGGGUGUAAGCCACGUCCCCGUGCCCCAGACAAGCCCCUCCCCCCUCCUCCACCCUGCCGACCUCUCCCAGUAGACCCACGGGGGGAGGGAACCUCCUCUCCUACCUGCGUGCUCUCCCUCAUCGAGAAGUUUGAGAGGGAACAGCUCAUUGUCGUUCCAGACAUUACGGGGGGUGGAGCUCUGUGUCCCAGACUGGAUUCUUCCUCUUGCAGUUCUCCACCUUUCUCACCAUCAUCAUCCCCAGCUCCCCUCCUUGCUGCUGACCUGCCCCUGGAGGUCAGGGGUAAAGAGAGUGAUGACAGCACAGCUGAAGAGGGGGAGUUAUCAGGGGGUUGUGGGAGGGAUGCUGACCACCGCCUCUCUAUGGAGUCAGGGUGCAGUGCCUCCGAAAAGCACCUCCGUGAAGAGGCGGUUGCUAUGGAGACCGCAGAUUACCAACUGCAGGCUGCUGAGAGCCAAUCAGAAAUCCCCUCUGAGCGCUUGUCCCUCCCCUCCUCACAGACGGAGGGGAAGCUGGCCAAUCGAGACAGCGGAAUCGACAGCAUCAGCUCCCCGUCACACAGCGAGGAGCUCUGCUUUGCCAGCGCGGAGGAAGGAGGUCUAGCUUAUUCCUGCAGCCCCGUCCUCCCACGCCUGUCCAGCUCCUCCUCCUACACGGGGGAGGGGGAGGUGCGUAGGGAGGACGGCGCUGGUGACUCUGAGGAAGGAGACAGUGACAUAGAGGAGGAAGAGGAGGAGCUUACAAUGGUUCUUCCUCCUGCCAAGACUAACAGACAGAACUCUACUGAGCUGUCUGUCCAGCAGAGGGUGUUUAACAUCGCCAAUGAGCUGCUCCACACAGAGACGGCGUACGUCUCCAAACUCCACCUGCUGGACCAGGUGUUUUGUGCACGGCUCCUGGAGGAGGCGCGUUCCCGUUCCUCCUUUCCCUGUGAUGUGGUUCAGGGAAUCUUCUCCAACAUCUGCUCCAUCUACUGCUUCCACCAGCAGUUCCUGCUGCCCGCCCUGCAGAGACGCAUGGAGGAGUGGGAUUCGAACCCGAGGAUUGGAGACAUCCUGCAGAAGUUAGCUCCAUUCCUGAAGAUGUAUGGCGAAUAUAUCAAGAACUUUGACCAUGCUCUGGAGCUCAUCAACACCUGGAUGGAUAGGUGUGCUACAUUUAAGACCAUCAUCCAUGACAUCCAGCGGGAGGAGCGUUGUGGGAAUCUGACCUUACAGCACCACAUGCUGGAGCCAGUCCAGAGGAUUCCUCGAUAUGAACUGCUGCUCAAAGACUACCUACAGCGCCUCCCACAGGAUGACCCCGACUACUGCGAUGCCCAGAAAUCUCUAGAACUCAUUGCCACGGCAGCAGAGCACUCCAACGCUGCCAUUCGGAAGAUGGAGCGAAUGAGGAAGCUGUUGAAGGUUUAUGAGUUAUUAGGAGGAGAAGAAGACAUCGUCAGUCCAACUAAUGAGCUCAUUAAGGAGGGUCACAUCCUCAAACUGUCCAACAAGAACGGCACAUCACAGGACCGAUACCUCAUCCUGUUUAACGAUAGGCUGCUGUACUGUGUCCCAAAGCUGCGUUUGAUUGGUCAGAAGUUUGGCGUGAGGGCUCGCAUUGAUGUUGAUGGGAUGGAGCUGAAGGAGAUGAGCAGUGUGCCGAGAACCUUCCUGAUCUCUGGAAAACAACGGUCACUGGAACUACAGGCCAGGACAGAGGAGGAGAAGAGGGAGUGGAUCCAGGCCAUCCAGACCACCAUCCAGAGACACGAGCAGACUGUGGAGAGUUUCAGACAUCUGAGCUGCUCAGUACGAGAUGACGAGUCUACACCUCCUCACUCCCCGGUAACACACCACUGGCCUCUGGUCUUCAUUCCUGAGUCUUGCGUAGAAUUGGGGAAACGUGCUCCGACUCCCAUCAGAGAGAAGGAGGUGACUCUGUGUAUGAAAUGUCAGGAGCCGUUCAACUCCAUCACCAAGAGACGACACCACUGUAAAGCCUGCGGACACGUGGUUUGUGGGAAAUGCUCCGAGUUCCGUGCACGUCUGUCAUAUGACAACAACCGAGCCAAUCGUGUGUGUGUCGACUGCUACACUGCCCUGGUGGGAGUCCCGCCCUCGCCCGCUGCCCUGACCAAUCACACGCAGAGGAGGCGCUCCAUCCUGGAGAAACAGGCCUCCCUGGCAGCAGAGAACAGUGUGAUGUGUAGUUUUUUGUACCAUAUGGAAAAAGGACGUGGCUGGCAGAAGGCCUGGUUCAUUAUUCCUGAAAACGAACCCCUGGUACUCUACGUCUACGGUGCUCCACAGGACGUGAAGGCCCAGCGCAGUAUUCCCCUGAUUGGUUUCGAAGUUUCUCUCCCGGAGUCCUGCGACCGUCUGGACCGACGUCACGCAUUCAAGAUUUCCCAGAGUCACCUGACCCUCUUCUUCAGCGCUGAGGGGGAGGAGCUACAGCGCCGCUGGAUGGAGGUCCUAUCACGUGCUGGCAAAGGGGAGGAACUGCAGGUCCAUGGACCCAUAGUGGAGAGUCUGGAAGAGGAAGCUGAGGAAUUAGCGGGAGCAACGGGGGAGAACACGUGAUUCCAUUGGAGGAGAUACAUAAAGGAGGGAGAAGACCUGGUUUCUGGACCCAAAUGUCUUUCCCUUCCCUCUGAUGUCUCCUGAGGUGGAGCUGCUGGCUGG
This is a messenger RNA of Lampris incognitus (smalleye Pacific opah), 3072 nucleotides long. It is a transcript of the gene fgd1, whose product is annotated as FYVE, RhoGEF and PH domain containing 1. Gene Ontology annotation, cellular component: cytoplasm. Gene Ontology annotation, biological process: filopodium assembly; cytoskeleton organization. Gene Ontology annotation, molecular function: metal ion binding; guanyl-nucleotide exchange factor activity. NCBI's taxonomy places the organism in Eukaryota, Metazoa, Chordata, Actinopteri, Lampriformes, Lampridae. The record is from RefSeq and is a predicted model, not a curated record. Bases 1 to 2970 code for a protein of 989 amino acids. The transcript is spliced from 20 exons.